UAUAACAUGUUUUACUCGAGCGUCCAGGCAUAAAUUUAGGGGUUAUUGUUAAUAUGUGGUGUUAGGACGUUAAUCAAAUAAUAGUUGCAUUCGUUUUGAUUUUGGUAGUGGUAUUUAAGAGAAUUAUUGUUAGUCCUUGUUCACUUCUAAUGAAUUCUCUAUCGAGCAAGCAGUCAAUCAAAAAUAUGAAACCAAAAACGGAUUUGGAACCGGAUAAUAACACUUGCAUAAAAUCGGAAGAAGCUUAUCCUGACUAUGUAGCAGAUUGUGAUAGAGUCAAAGAUGAACGCUUGGAUGGAGUAAACCAAGUGAAAAUGGAGAAUCAGUUAGACAUCGAAGUUAAAUCUGAAAAAGCAGAUAUAGAAUCAAUGAUGUCUGUAAAUAUGGACAGUUUGACGCCAAAUGAAGAGCUUAACAUCAAACCUGAAUAUGAUGAUGAUUAUGUGAUAUCUGACUUAGGAUGGGAUAGAAUUAAGGUGGAAGAGAAAUUAGAGUCAGGCAUUGAAGUUGACUCGGCAGGGGGUGCUGUUGACCAGUUGAAAAUGGAGUUCCAAGAUUCUGAAACGGUGGAAGAAAAACCAGAUUCAAGCGGCACCCAUUUUGAAUAUAUUGAUGCCUUAGGGCUGCAUGAAGAUUUUGACAUCAAAACUGAGAUUGACGAAAGUGAUGAACACGAUUCUGCAACCAAUAGUGCACAAAUAAGGAAAAAGAGGAAAGGAGGAGGGAAAAAGUUACAAGGUAAUCGUGUGAUUGAAAAGCACGACCCAGCCAACACCGUUCAGAAAGGUGAUUUAGGCAAGCAUACUGCUCGUAAACGAUGCAUGUGCAAAUAUUGUAAUAAGUCAUUUCUAAGAAAACAAUUGAUGUUCGACCAUAUUUUAAGGAGACAUCCAAACUUUAUAGGAACAAUUUCUAGUAAGAUAUAUGAAUGCAUGCAUUGUGCAUUCAAACUAACCAAUAGGCUAAAUUUCAUAAAACACAUGGUCAGACAUGAUCCUCGAAGGCCUCUCGCGUGUAUAAAAUGUAAUGUGUCGUUUAAAAGUAAGCAAUGUUUAGAUAACCACAUUAUACAGAAGCAUCCUGAGCUUGGUGCUUCUGUGUCUUGUAAGAUAAACGAAUGUAAACUUUGUGAAUAUAAAACGACAUAUCCGCAUAGACUAACGAAUCAUAUUAUGAUUAAGCAUACCGGAGCUAAGUUCGCGUGCUCAAAGUGUGACGCGUCUUUUACCAACAAGCGAUCAUUAGACAAUCACAUUUUACAGAAACAUCCCGAGUUUGCUGCUUCGAUGUCUCUUAAGAUACACGGAUGUACACGUUGUCAAUACAAAACUAUAUUCGGAAGGGAUUUAGAUAGGCAUAUGAUGAAACAUACUAAGCUUAAGUGUAAAAAUUGCGAUAAGUCAUUCACAAGUCAACGAUCUAUAGACAAUCACAUUCUGCAGAAUCAUCCCAACUUAGCCGAUUCCGUAACCGGUAAGAUAUACGAAUGUACACAUUGUGAAUAUAAAACUGUACAAAACACGAAAUUCGAUAUGCACAUGAUGAAACAUACUGGAGCUAAGCUCAAGUGCGUAAAGUGCGGUACGUUAUUUGUAAGCAGACUAUCGCUGGACGACCAUAUUUUACAGAAACAUCCCGAGUUGAUUGCCUCCGUGUCUCUCAAGAUACAUAAAUGUACACAUUGUGAAUAUAAAACAACACGCCGGCAUAUGUUGACCGUACAUAUGUGGAAACAUCCUGGAGCUGCGUCAUUUACGAAGGAUGAGAUGUUAGACGACCAGAGGCAACGUGCUAGAACUAAGGUCACGUGUGUAAAGUGCGAUGCGUCAUUUGUAACCAAACUAUCGUUAGACCACCACACUUUACAGAAGCAUCCCGAGCUUGCUGAUUCUGUGUCUCGCAAGAUACAUGAAUGUACACAGUGUAAAUAUAAAACUGUAUUCACACAAUCUCUCGCUAAGCAUAUGAAGAAACAUACCGGAGCUAAGCUCACAUGUCUACAUUGCGAUGCAUCAUUCAAACGCAAAAAAUCGUUAGACAACCAUAUGUUACAGAGACAUCAGCUUACUGCUUCCGUGUCUGAUGAGAUACACGAAUGUAUGCAUUGCAAAUAUAAAACAACAACAAAGCACAAAUUUACUGUGCAUAUGAAGAAACAUCCUGGAACUAAGCCGACGUGUACGAAGUGUGAUACGACUUUUUUACAUAAACGAACAUUGGACGACCAUAUUUUACAUAAACAUCCCGAGCUUAUUGCUUCACUGUCUAAUAAGAUACAUGCGUGUACACAUUGUCAGUAUAAAACUAUAUUCAUAACGAGUUUACGUAGGCAUGUGGCGAAACAUACAUAAGCUUACGUGCAUCAUUUACAAGCAAACUAUUACGAUGCAUAAGAGGAUAUGUUCAAAAUUAAACCUAGCGAGUCAUGUAGAAGUAUAUUUAAAGUCAACAGCUUAUUAACAUUGCCGGGAAUUUAUAUCUAUAACACUCUAUCUUUAACCAUAAAGGAAAGUUUGGAAAAAACGUCUUCAACCUCAGCUACAAUACUCGCAAAAGUCAGAUACUCAUCUACCCAUCACAUAAACGAAAUUCAAUUCCAAAAAAAAAUGUCCACUUUACUCAGCACUAAAAUUUUACAUCUUCAGUCCAUUUCGGCACUCGCUAUAUUCAAAAAAGCAUUCAUAAAUAGGUUGAGGGGUUUUACGCUUGAUAUAACAAACUAAUGUGCGGUGAAACGUGAGCGAAUAAGUAAAAAAAAAAUAAAUGAAAAACCGUUCAGUUGAACUGAAAUUCCAAGUACGGCUCUGUCGUAAAAUCCGAGGAGCACAUAGUAGCCUAUUUACAUCGUUGUCGUACGUCGUAUAACUGUACGCUGGCGUUAUUGGGCGUGCUAGAGGGACAUUGGUGUAUAUGCGAAGAAAAUCCUCAAGACUACGCGUCGUGUAAAGGAAAACCCCAACUUUGCGGACCCUGUAUAUAUGCUAAUGGAACCAUAUAGUAUUGAAGAGUCUAUACUCUAGUGAAACCGUAAGUGUCACGAUAUUGUUUGUGUUAUAUGUUGUCCAUGUAUGUUUGUUUUUGAUGUACUUUAAAAAACUAUAUGUUAUAUACACUGUAUCAUAAUGAC
Acanthoscelides obtectus is the source of this 3127-nucleotide messenger RNA. The record is from the annotation of a GenBank genome assembly. Lineage: Eukaryota; Metazoa; Arthropoda; Insecta; Coleoptera; Chrysomelidae.